AUGGGUAAUUGUUGGCGUAUUCCUGAAGAUUACUCCAGUCUUGUUGAUCUUCCCACUUCUCCGAUUACUCCGUCAUCGACAGAUUCUUUGUCAAAUUCUAAUUCAAGUUUUAUUCAUCCAGUCUCAGCAAUGUCUGAUACACGCAUACCAAAAUUAGUUAUAGCAAAUCGUUCAUCAACUGAUCUAAAUGCUAUCAAAGCUGCACAAUGUCGAAAUCUUGUUGAGCAUUUACCAUUAACUAAUUAUGACGAAAAAAUAAAUAAACAAACAGAAUGUGAUAUUUGUUUAGUGGAUUUUAUUGCUAACGAACAUGUACGGCAAUUACCAUGUGAUGGCGCACACGUAUUUCAUCCUCCAUGCAUAGAUACUUGGCUAGAAAAAAGUCUCACAUGUCCACAUUGUUCAAUAAAUGUCGAUGCAGCUUUACUACUCAAGUUCAUUCCAAAGUCAAACAAGAAUGAUGAUGAAGAUGGAUAG
Rotaria socialis is the source of this 477-nucleotide messenger RNA. NCBI's taxonomy places the organism in Eukaryota, Metazoa, Rotifera, Eurotatoria, Philodinida, Philodinidae. The record is from the annotation of a GenBank genome assembly.